Tetrahymena thermophila SB210 is the source of this 1575-nucleotide messenger RNA. Its product is annotated as MFS transporter. The transcript is spliced from 4 exons. The record is from RefSeq and is a predicted model, not a curated record. Gene Ontology annotation, biological process: transmembrane transport. Gene Ontology annotation, cellular component: membrane. NCBI's taxonomy places the organism in Eukaryota, Ciliophora, Oligohymenophorea, Hymenostomatida, Tetrahymenidae. Gene Ontology annotation, molecular function: transmembrane transporter activity.
AUGAAGUCAGAUAUUAUUACUUAACAAUUACAAGCUGAAUAAAUUACUAUUUAAGAAGCGCUCCAUAAAGUAGGUCACUAAGGCAAGUACCAAAAAAUGGCCUAUGCUUUCUUUUGUUUUUAGUGGAUUUUAGGAGGAUGUCUUCUUAUGUCUCCAAUUUUUAUCUUUGAGAAGCCAUAGUUUUAGUGCUAAUAAAAUCCAUAAUUCACAAUUGAAUAAUGUGAGAAAUGGGUUUGCCAAUAAGAAAAUCCUUUAUAAUAUCAAGUAAAAAAGCUUAGCUCGUUUGUUGUCGAGUUCGACCCUCCACUUAUAUGCUCUCGAUAAUGGAUAGCUGAUACAGUUGCUGCCUUAAAUUAUGGAGGAAGCAUAAUUGGAUUUCUAAUUAGUAUUUACAUAUCAGAUAACAAAGGAAGGAAAAUAGCUUCUAUUAUUUUCUGGUUUAUUGGAGCUCUUGGCUGUGCAUUUAUUGGGAUAUUUAACUACAAUAUUUGGCUAUCAGCAUUAGGAUUUUCUUUAGCAAAUGCUGGUGUUAAUCCUACAAUCACAAUACACUUUUGCUUCAUAAACGAGCAUUCAGAUGGCAACUUCAGAGAAUAUACUUCAGCUUCACUUAAUAUAUUCUAUUCAAUAGGAAGCUUUUAUCUUGUCGUAGCCUAUGUUCUCUCCACAAACUGGGUUUAAAUAAUUGUUUAUUGGAUAGGAAUUCCAAUGUUUGUUUCCCUCAUUUACUAUUAUUUUAUUUAUGAACCUCCUCUGUUUUUAUAUGAAAAAAAUAAAAUGAAAGCCAUAGAGUCCUUGAAUAAAAUAGCUAAAUUUAAUAAAAGGCCAGAAGUUUAAGCUGAUAGUUUAAAAGAGAGAGAAAUAGAAUAAAAUUAAAAUCAAAGAAUUUAUGGCGUUUUUGACUUAGUAAAAUUCAAAUCUAUGAGAUUAACAACAAUUUGCACUGGGAUUGUAUUUUUCAUAACUUAGAUUUCUUAUUAUGGAACUAAUUUUACUUUGUCUUAAAUUGGUCUUGAUACGAAAUAUAAUACAUUAGCAAUAGCCUUUUCUGAGCUAUUAGCAUUUAGUUUAGUAGUUAUUGCUAUUCCUAAAUUAAAGAGAAGAAAAUGGUCUUUUAUAUUAACAGCUAUUUAUAGUUUAAUAUAUAUAAUAUUCUUUUUUAUCAAAAAACCUGAUAAUUGUACAGAAUAUUGCAAAGAGAAUAUUUUACAAAUUGCUUUAAUUUCUUUAUCAAGGUGCUUACUGUCUUUUUAGUUUUCUUUAUGCUAUGUCUAUUUCAGUGAAAUUUAUCCUACCACUAUUAGAUCUCUUGGCUUAGGAUUUAUUUCUACUAUUGGAUAAAUUGGCAGUGCUGUAUCUGCUUACAUUGUAACUUAUUUUAAUAAUUAAAAUAUUUCUCCCAUCGGAAUCAUGGGAAUAUGCAGUUUUAUUAGUAUUAUUGCCUAUUUGCCAUUAAGAGAGACAUAUUCACAGCCUCUCAAAAAUGAAAUAGACGAAAUUUAGUCAGAGACUAGCUUAAAUUUUGGUAAAUAACUAACUAAUUUUCAAUCAUAAAUUACAAAUCAUGAUUUAUGA